UUUUAUUUCAGCUGAUAGUUUCUCUAUUUCCUCUGCUCCCCACUCAUCCAGGCCCUUUCUUAGAUUUGGGUCCCGUGCCCAGCCCGCAAAGCGGUAGCUUCCGCAGCCUGGCUAGCGCUAUCGGUGCCAGCUGCCGCCACUGCCAGCCACCACAGGGCCAGCGCCACGUUGGGACCCCAUUUUCGCCCGCGCGGCUCCGGAAACCUCCAGGCUGAGUUCCUUCUCGCAUCCACCGUCCAACGGCAGCAAUAUCGCAUGCCUAGUCUGGCAGGCUAACUACCGGCCGGAUGCGCCUCAAAUGACCGCUGCUCGCCUGAAACAUGGAAGUGGACGUGCUGCCAUCGUACCAGCAGGCCACCUCACGAGGCGACUGGCUGCCGCUGGCGGCUCCAUACAUCGCAUUCACCGACUAUCCAUCUCUCUGCUGCGUCAACCGCCGUUUCUGGUCCGUCUUCGCGCCGAGGAUAUGGAGAGACCCCCGUAUGGCGUCUGGGUGUUUGGGAUGGAGAGAAGACAGUGAUGCCAUAUCCUGGUGGAUCGCCUUCAUCGAUCACAAGUUGAGCAGGCUCACAGCCCAUACUCGCGCAUUGGUCCGCGUGCUAGAUGCCAGAGCAACGGCGGGAGAGUUCAGCUUGUAUCUCGGCCUCAGGGAAAAGACUGUUAUUCGAGCCUUGGAGCUGUUACCAAAUUUGCACAGCCUUCUCCUUGAUAACAACCCUAACGUGGAAAUGCGCUUUCAGCGCAGCGACGCCACCAUUAAUGAUCAGCUGAAAAUCUCCAUGUUGAGCGUCCAAAAUUGUCCAAAUGGAGUCCCUAUAGGACUCAUUAGGAAUUACUCCCUCCGUGGACUAGUUUUCCUGGACGUAUCUGGCAUUGCUAGUGUAUCUCCGCAAUUACUACACCCGGUAUACUUGCCUGAAUUACGUAUCCUCAAGCUUCGCCGUCAAGGCAUCAGCUCCACAGCAUUUGCUGCUUUUUCAGCUGUUCUCGGCCACCGCUUAUGGAGCCUAGACUUGAGUAAUAAUAGGCUAACUGACGACGCUUUUCAACACAAACUACACGCCAUGUUCUCACACAAUGACCUGCGAUCAGACGCCCGUGCUCAGGCGGAGGGUACUUUGGAGAGGCUCCCUGUUAUCACACGAAGCCAUGGCCAGUUCUUCAUGCUUCGCGAGUCAGCUCAAAGCAUUCUGUUUGUUCCCGACGAUAGAUAUCUCGCGGAUACUCCCCCAUAUACCGCGACUAAUAUCGCUACUGCCAACAACGUCAUGACACGGUCCGACGGCUCUGCUCCUGUACGCUCGGACACAGCCGACGGUGUCAUACGCCUCUUGUCUCGACAUGACUCCACCGACGCGGUACAUCACAUACCAAAUUCAGGCCUCACACACCUGCACCUAUCAGGCAAUCCAAUCUCUGCAUUUGCAGUGGAAAGGAUGCUGCGGGAAUCCUAUGGCCAGCUGGAGCACUUCGAUUGCGAUUCAAUGCGUCUAUUUCCGCCAAGCCCAGUCAAAGGACACCCGUUGUGUCCGUCCGAUGCAAUCCAAUUGGACGGCUUCUCGGGUAUGUCGCAUAUCUUUCGCCCUGUGUGGUCUUCCAAUCUCCGGUCUCUCAGGAUACAUCACUCGCUCGUCACAAAUAUCCCUACCCUCUGUUGUAGUAGAUACUCCUCCAUUGAAUGCACAUACUUGGCAGAAAUGCAAAUACAUCCUCGUCUCAAUCUUGCCUAUCCACUGGCUUUUAUUCCGGAUAUGAAUCCCCGGUUGGAGUCUUUGACACUAACUUGUGUCCCCCGCCGUUCUUUUGGGCCACUCGUUCAGAUAUUGGCAUUAUUUCUUCAACAAUUGGGCCUGCAAGAGUCCCACGUGACAGAGACAAACGAAGCUGAGGCGUCUCGGCCAGGGAAGUCGCCGCGCUUGGUGCGCGGCCUGCGGAAUCUGACCUUGGAAAUGGAACCGGAAUCUUUAAACGUAGAGGACACUGAGGGACUCAUGAACUUUGACGAGACCCCAUUCAGCUUUUUUGACAGUCCAUUAGAGGAGGUGCCAUCGCCGCCAAGGCCCCAUCUAGAUCUUUGGUCCUGCCCUGAUAUGAGUCAGCUCAAAUCCCCGUUGACCACUGUGCAGCCGUGGGACGCAUAUAACCCGUCGCCAAGAACCCCAGAUGGAGAUGCCAUGAAAGACCAAUGGGUGCUUCAUCAGCCAGAGGAUGGAAGUAGUGAUGCAAUAGUGGUCUGGGCUGGUAAUCCUGAGGCACCGAACGCCAUCGUCAAAUUAUACAAUUAUCUAGUUGUAAACUGUGGCUUAAAAGAGGGUGCAGGGCCCGUCAAUCUCACUCAGCAGAAAGCCGGGACUCCCCGCGAAUGCCUCAUUUUUCACACUGUUUGGCUCUAUGCUUCUUUGCCCCGGCGGAUUCAACCACCUCAGGGCAUUCAAGAUGAGAUAAAGUCUAAGGAUGUGGCUGCUACAUUGCGUCAGCUCCAGCUUCCCGCGCGUGAAGCCUUUGGGCGAGCACGAAAGGCGGACCCCAACACUACAAAUUGGUAUUGGCGGGGAAGCCUGAGAAUUAUAGACUCGGAAUAGAUGCCCGAUUCUGCUUUAAUUUUUUGCUGAUGAAAACGAUAAUGACUAAUAGAGUAUCCGAAAUACACACGCGGAUGGAAACAGUCUUGUUACAUGAUACAAAUAGAAGCAAUAACGGAGAUUGUGUAAUACAGUGUGCGUUAUAGGUUAUGGUGGAGUUGUGUGCUUGUGGUUGCAUGAUUCCCUAUCUUUUUUGCCUCCUUGGCAGAGUCGCAUAUAUUUCACGGAACCGAUUGCCGAGACAUGCGCCGUCCAGCUUUCUUCAUCAUGCUACCACUGCUGGCAUGCCAAUGAGAAGCGCUCACAGCGCCU
Molecule: messenger RNA, 2894 nt
Organism: Trichoderma asperellum CBS 433.97
Lineage: Eukaryota; Fungi; Ascomycota; Sordariomycetes; Hypocreales; Hypocreaceae
Source: RefSeq, a predicted model, not a curated record